Molecule: messenger RNA, 2533 nt
Organism: Carassius carassius (crucian carp)
Lineage: Eukaryota; Metazoa; Chordata; Actinopteri; Cypriniformes; Cyprinidae
Exons: 20
Coding region: 384-2465 (693 amino acids)
Biological process (GO): DNA integration; proteolysis
Molecular function (GO): nucleic acid binding; cysteine-type peptidase activity
Source: RefSeq, a predicted model, not a curated record
UUGUACCGCCAGACUUUAAUUCCCUCACAGCGAAAGAAAAUGGAGUUCAGCGGAAGAAAUCAGAAGUUUGCCCUUUACAAAGCCGUUAGCCAGUAUUUGGUUGACGGGUUAGUGGAUACGGCGUUAAAGAAGAAGGUCUCACGAAUGGCUGCAAAUUUCGUUAUAAGAGAAAAUAAAUUAUUCUACAUUGGCCCCAGUGCACAAUUCAUGAGACUGGUUGUGCUGUCUGAUGAGCAGAGGCGGGCUGUCCUGGAGGAGUGCCACAACAACCCUGGCACAGGGAACCAUGGGGGAGUGAGGGCGACCAUGGACAGGGUUGUUGUGGGGUACUACUGGGAUAGCAUAAAGGCAGAUGUGGCAGAUUGGGUCAAAAGCUGUCACAGAUGCCAAAAGAACGACCCAUAAAGACUGUGUCUCCUGCCCUUCACCCUAUUAAGGUGAAAGAGCCGUGGGAGGUGGUCGGUAUGGACCUCAUUGGUCCACUGAAAAAAACCAUGAAAGACCAUCAAUACAUCCUCACGGUGACGGACCUCUUCACGAAGUGGGUUAUCGCUGAGCCUUUGAAGUGUGGCUCCAGCACUGAGGUGGCUGAGGCACUUGUGUCAAAGCUCUACACAUUUGGUAUGGUCCGGAAAAUCAUCACUGACAGGGGCCGUGCAUUUGUUAACGAGCUUAAUGCACACAUAUUUGCGGCGCUGAACAUCAAGCAUGCAAUCACAAGUGCAUACCAUCCCCAGUCAAACGGCCAAGAUGAGAGAACUAAUCAAAAUGUAAAGAGGACUCUCAGAAAAUAUGUGAAUCAGCACCAUGAUGAUUGGGACAUCCACCUGCAGGCCAUAGUUUAUGGAAUAAACACUGCAAAACAGAGAUCCACCAAGUACAGCCCGUACUUUUUAAUGUACAAUAGGCACCCCCGUCUACCACAGGCAUUAAAUAUCUGUGAGACAGACGCUGCCUUUGAAUUGGCAGACCCAGAGGAGGAGCUGGAGCUAAAACUAGCUUUAGUCAAGGCCCUCAAUGAAACGGUACGUGAAAACAUUGAAAAUGCACAGGGGAAACAAAAAAAGGCUUUUGAGGCAAAAAAAAGGAAAGGGGUUCGCCAAUGCUCACUUAAGGCAGGGGACGAGGUCCUAAUUGGGGAGCCCAAAAAGAAGGUGAAGAAGGGAAAUUGUUUGCAGGAUCUCCACCAAGGGCCAUUCACCCUCACAUCCCUGACAGAGAAGGGUGUGGCAAGUGUGGCUAUGUUAGGGAAAAUACAGAAAGUUAAUGUUGCGCAGCUAAGGCCCUACUUUCGGCCACAAGAUCAUGGCCAUGAAUCUGAGGGCAGCCAAAACAAUGCAGAAGACAUUGGACUGGUGGACCACCAGUAUGCCAAUAAAGGUCCACUGUGGUCCAAGAGGUUGUGUCCUCAGCAAGAACAAGUGCUGACCUAUGUGCUGGACAGAACACAUCCAGCAAAAGAAAUUGUUGUUCUGGAUGGUCCAGUUUGUCUUCAAAGGGAGGACUUUUGGAGCCUGGGGCUAGAGGAACAGAUUGGGAAUGCGUGCUUCAGACUGGUAGAGGAGGCAGCCAGGAGACAUGGAAUGGAUGUCCACAUUGCUGACCUAUUUGAAGUCCCUAAAUGGAAACUAAGGGAACCUAGUUUGCCAGACAAUGUGGAAUCUAAAGACAUCAUCAUUUUGCCAGCAUGGUCUAGGGGGUCACAAACAGCAAGCCACUACAUGCUUUGUGUUUUAUUAGUUGCUAAGAAGGAGGCUAUUUUUCUGGACUCAUUAUGUCCAAAUGGGUUUGGAGAUGAGAAAUACCGAAUCAUAUUUAGACAACUUGCAGGAGAAGUGGCUAAUGGACCGUGGGUGGAGAAGACGGGCAAAGAUUAUGAUCCAUUUCCAGUUCAGUCAGAUGGACAGAGCUGUGGGAUAUUCAUGAUUAUGUAUGCCCUCUGCAUCUGUACUGGUGCCAUGUUUAACUUUUUGGAUACUGACAUCCCAUCUAUUCGUAAGUGGUGGUGUAUCCAGAUUCUGGAGAAAUUCUCGAUUGCAAGGCAUGGGCAGAACUUUGGGCAGCGCUUUGCUUUCUGGACAGAGGAGGCAGAACAGCUGAUGGCAGGCACCCUACCACCUAUUUAUAGGAUUUAUCGACCCCAAAUAGUCAAGGAGGAACAGGUAGAAGUGGAGGAGCUGCCCCUCACAUUGAAACAUAUGUACGAGGCAGAAUACAUUGUGAGGAACAGUGUUGGGCUUUUCACUGGCCAGAUGCAAGAGCCAACAUACAUGUUCAUGGAUCAUGAUGACCGAAGGGAAGCAUGGAGGGUGCUGGAGUCAAUGCAGUGCGAUGCUAUGGAGCCCUUCACAUUCAUUUUUGAAAAAAUCAAGGACAUGGAAACCUUUAUGAUUAUUUGCAAAGACACCCUCAACCUGAGAGUAAAUGCUGGAGUUGGCCUGCACAGUGACCCACACUCUGUGUGAGUGUGUGUGAGAGGGUGUGUGUGUGUGUGAGAGAGAGAGGGGGGGGGAGUGUGUAUGUGAGAGAGAGG